Messenger RNA from Thalassophryne amazonica, 3849 nucleotides. It is a transcript of the gene ptpn18, whose product is annotated as protein tyrosine phosphatase non-receptor type 18. Gene Ontology annotation, cellular component: nucleus; cytoplasm. Gene Ontology annotation, biological process: peptidyl-tyrosine dephosphorylation. Gene Ontology annotation, molecular function: non-membrane spanning protein tyrosine phosphatase activity. The record is from RefSeq and is a predicted model, not a curated record. The transcript is spliced from 17 exons. Bases 314 to 1759 code for a protein of 481 amino acids. NCBI's taxonomy places the organism in Eukaryota, Metazoa, Chordata, Actinopteri, Batrachoidiformes, Batrachoididae.
GUGGCUUUACGGUGGAUCUGGAUCAGGUGGAAGCAGGAAAUAAAUCAUCUUUGGACACUUCAAAUGGAACAAACCUCUCAUGCAGAAAACGAGAAUCAGCCUUCAUGUUCUGUGUUUUACUUGAACUGAUGUGCAGGUUUCCUCACUUCCUGGAGAGACAGAGAGGGAGUUGGUGUUAAAUUAUUAACCCGUGAAUGCUGCGUGUCAACGGUUAACUGAAAGGUGAAGAGUCAGAAUAAGAAGUGAGAGAGGAGCUGUGAGGCUUUUACUUCUCUUUCACUGUGAAGUCGUCAGGCGGCGGGUUUGGUGCAAUAUGGACCUGCUGCCGUCUCUUCUGGAUGGUCUGAGGACUCUGAAUCCCAGGGAUGUGGACCAGGAGUACAGCGUGCUGCAUUCACAGACGUGUGCGUUAAAGAGAGAUCUGGCUCUGACCUGUGAGGCUGGAGCUCUGAAAGAAAACGUCAAGAAGAACAGAUACAAGGACAUCCUUCCAUAUGACCAGACUCGAGUGGUUUUGUCUUUGAUAACCACAAAUUCCGACUCUGAUUACAUCAACGCCAGCUUCAUCCAGGGGGCGACAGCAGACAGACGGUACAUCGCGGCUCAGGCUCCUCUGAGCAGCACGCUGACCGAUUUCUUCAGGAUGAUCUGGCAACAUGACAUCAAGGUGAUAGUCAUGGCCUGCAGAGAGGUGGAGAUGGGAAAGAAGAAGUCCAAGUGCUACUGGGCUCCGCUUCAUCUGUCGGCCUCCUUUGGUCCCUUCACUGUCUACAACCAGGGGGAGACACACCCCAAUGAUGACGUGGUGGUCAGAACGCUGACUGUGACAUACCAACAAGUCAGCCGCACCGUCGUUCAGUAUCAGUUCUUGUCAUGGCCGGAUCACGAUGUUCCGUCCGAGACCACAGUAGUUCUGGACCUCCUGGAGAGAGUCAGAACCUCACGGCUGGCGCAGGCGUCGCCCCUCCUGAUCCACUGCAGCGCGGGCUGUGGGAGGACCGGCGUCAUCUGUGCUCUCGACUACAUCUACGACCUGCUGGUUACCAAGCAAAUUACAGCAGACUUCAGCAUCAUGAAGAUCGUGUUGCAUCUGAGGAUGCAGAGACCGUCUGCAGUCCAGACCAAAGUCCAGUACUCCUUUAUUUUCUCAGCGGUGGUGUGUAUGUUCCUGGCUGUCCAGCAGGGGGCGUGCUCUCAGCUCUACUGUAACGUGUUUGAGCUGAAGAAACCAGGGAAGAAGACUGCAGAUCCGUCCUCCAGGACCAGAGCUUUGAAGCUUCCUGACAUGAAUGACACGUACGCUGUGGUCAACAAGAAAAAACAGCCCCACCCAUCAGCAGCAAACUCCGCCCACUCUGAAGGAGCCACACAGAGACUUGCUGAUGAAGGCAGCUCCACGACUUCCUCUCAUCUCUAUGACAAUGACUGUAUGGGCGCGCCGGCGGUUCCGGUCUACAGCACAGUCAGGCCUCGAGUGAAACCAUCUAGCUCCUACAGCAUGGCAGCACCCAACCCCAGACUGAGCCAAGGCCCCCCGUCGCUAUGCAACAGUGCAGACUACCACCUGGUGUCGGCUCAGCAGCUUUCAUCGACAGACGACUACGAAGAUUUCUCUAUGACGGACACGCCAACGCCGAAUUCACCUGGAGGCAUUGAGAGUGUACAUUGGAGAAGAAUAUUCCUGGUAGCGAUGUACGGUGGCCACAAUGGCGGAGUCGUACUAGCGCUCCAGCACGUCUCCCCAUCCUUCGGCGAUUGACUGCGUGGGUCAAGGGUUUAACUGUCGCAUUCAGAAGCCCAGAGGUCCGAGAGGCCCUCCCGCUGACUGGACCCGACUGGACAGAUGAAACCUAUCCAGAACUAAACCCGGACUCUUCUAGAUGGCGGCAGACCGGAACUAACGGACUGCUUGCUGGCCCGGACUGGAGCUGCACCGUCACUGCACUGAAUGAUCAAUUUCCUGAUUAGUGAUUGUUUGCUGAAAAUUUUCUUAAACUUCCUGCGAAACAUUAGCAUAAAUAAACAAAUAUUACAAUAAACCGCUGCUGCUUUAACUGAAACAAAUAAAUAAGAUACAAAGUCACUUCAAAACUCUUCAGUUAGACCCCCGUCACACAUAGUAAGAAUGAGCAAGAAUCGAGCAGAGUCAGCCGGAAUGGGAAAAAACCCAAACCUUGAGGCGUAGUCGGGAGGGACAGACAGUGGGACAGCCAUGUACGACUGCUGGGCGACCACGUAGAAUGUGGGCAGAUCUGGUCCAGACUGAGUCGUGCAAACCCGCACAACUGCAGCCCAAACAUUGUCGGACAACAGUACGGAGACACAGACUGCUGUCAGACUGCACCAGAAUCAUAAAUAAAGCACUCAGACUGCUGGACAGGUGCGCCCGAGUGCUGUCACUCACUCACCCGCACACUCACUGAUACACUCGUCCACUCGCUCUCUCACGCACACUGACCUCUGAGCAGGACUUUGCACCAGCAGGAUGGACAUGCGUGUCCCACACUUGACAGACUGUCAGCACUGUGCUCACGGACACAGCACGGCGACGGCGAUGUGAUGAGCACAUGGAGUACAUGGAGAGGCAGUGCGCCGCGCUGUCUGGUCGGAUCAUCAGCACGUGGUGAUGUGAUGAGCACAUGGAGUACACAGAGUGGCUGUGUGCCUUGACACAUUUAAUUGCAGUGACAGAUGGUGCUUUAGGUUUGAUUGCACAAUGUCCAUGUCCACUUCACAUGAUGGAUGCGUGUCAUAUACAUGUUGCAUAUCAACAUUUCCUUUGUGCUCCCUGAAUGUGAUCCAGUGGAGGUGCACUUGUGUGGCACAAGUAGGACAUGACAGCAGGAUCUGAUGCACCCGAUCCAUUUCAGGGUUCCCCCGACCCAAUCAGACUGUUCCAAAUGCUGUUAUGACGCCGUAUGAAUAUGUAAUUGCAGUGGGAUUGCGCUCAGACUGCAUAUUGACUGUCGUUCAAUGGGUGUCCCACCUGGACUGCGCCUCGAAUUCGAGGCAGCCAUGUGAAUGGGCCCGCUGUCUCGACUGCUCUGAGACCGCUGUCCGAUGUUUUCAGACUGCACCUCGACACUUUUCAGACGUGGGCCGAUUCGACAUUCUGACGCCAUUCAGCCUCAUUCAUUCUGUGUGUGUGAUGGGGGUCUUAAUAAUACACUCUGGUUCAGUGUCAAUGAGCCGGGAAGUGAACAGCCAACCCUGUACUUAAAGGACAACUUGCUCACCUUCAGCACCUGGUGUCUCACCUUAUUGCUGACAAAAACCUCCACAAACACUGGGAUCAAAACCAAAAUCGAACAGUUUGGACAGAUAGUACAGGUUCUAAGCAAAAGUAUUUCAGAUUAUGAAGAAAGCAUGAAAUUUUGCACACAUGUAGCACAGGGUAUAUAAAAAAAAUAAUUUGGGGUGGGCACCAAUGAAAUUGAUCUUCUGAAGGGGUGUGACAAUGUUUAUUAAAGAUGGCUGUCAGAGUGCUAAAAAUCGCUUUUUUGAAUAGUUCUGUCUUUGAAUAGGUCUGUCUUUGAAUGGUUCUGUCUUUGAAUAGUUGUGUCCUUGAAUGGUUCUGUCUUUGAAUUGUUCUGUCCUUGAAUAGUUCUGCCUUUCAAUAGUUCUGUCCUUGCACACUUUGUUUUUUAUUAUGACUGAUGGUGAAAUUCUUUUAAUGAACUCAAAAAGCAAUGUCUAUUAGAAGUGCAUUCCCAACAUUUUUGCCCUCCUGCCUUUGACUUUCACAUGGCAAAGAUUGACUUUACUUGAAGAAAUGACUACAAUUGUAAGAAUUGUAAGAAAGUUUUACUGUUCAUUUUUGUAUGAUGUUGAAAGAUUAAUAUUGCAUUC